AGAAGAAAGAGCGGGGCGUGAAGCUGCAGAAGACGCGCGGCGCGAAGCUGCAGACCACGCGAAGCGUGAAGCUGAAGAAGAAGCGAGGCGCAAACGUGAAGCUGAAGAAGAAGCGCAGCGCAAGCGUGAAGCUGCAGAACAAGCGGAGCGCGAGCGCAAAGCCGAAGUACGAGAUGAGGAGCGGGAGAGGGUUCAGCUUCGGGCCUCCGCUCGCUUUGGAGGUGACCAAGUCGUUCGCCGAAUGAACACUGUUAAGACCCCUCAUCGAAAACUUUAAAAUUUCGAAAAAAUGUCCAAUGGCGAAGCAAGUUACUGAAAUAAUAGAGUAAGUAGCUUCACCAAGACGCCAAGAGGCUACUCUUUCUUCAGUUUUCCUGUCGCGGCUUAUCCUAAUGAGUAUUAGCUUGCUUAUUUCAGUUUUUCAAAUACCGAGUCUUCGAAGUUCCAGCGUCCAGGGAUGAGUGACUAAGACUAGUCUAUAGGAAGGACGCAGCAUAUGUAUAGUUAACCAGAAUGUUGUACUCUCCAGGAAAAAUAUUAACUCUCUACGUGGAUACGGCUCUAUACGUGGCUUUAAGCCUAGUCUUCGAAGUUGACUGGUCUAUAGGAAGGAUGCUCUAAUCACAACGAGGUAUAUGGUAAAACGUGGACAUGGAUCCCGAACUCAUGGACCCUGCCUUCACAAAGCCGAGAGGAAGCUGAAGAUGACCACGUCGUAGUAGAGUUUCAUCUUCGAGCAUGCAGAAACAUUCCAGAUUACAUUUUGAAAUUAUGCUAGUUCUUUCGGUCUUGUGUUUUCGGUUCGUUUUGAAGAGUAAACUCGUUGUAUAGUAGAAGAGCUACUUGAAGGGAGAAGAAGAGAGAACUAGAAGAAAGGAAAGAAAUGGGCAUGAUCUCUAGUACUGCGAUAUAUACAUUCCAGAUUUUGACGCAGAAACAUUCCAGAUUUUGAUCAAUAUAUAAUAUCUUGAAGUUAUGGCACUUCUUUUGGUUGUAUUGUAUUUACAUCUUGUAUUUGUUGUACACAUUGAGAGGCCUCAUAGAUAGACGCGAACAGCUAUAGAAGAGGCUCCAUGACAUGCCAUGUACUAGUAGCGCUUUGGUUGUGAUAUAUUCGAAAACUCAAAAUAAACGAGUUACUGACCGAAAUAAGAGAGUCUUGACAACAUUGAUUCCUCUCCUUUCAGUAUCUCCCUUAUUUUCAGUCGUUACUCGCUUAUUUCGGUUUAUCGACUACAUGAUCUUCCUUGUGCUUGAACAACUUGUAGUAGCGCAUACAUUAUAUAUUAUGAUUUUCAUCAUGCUGGUCGAUAGGUUGCACAUCAUCUAUUUUUAGUGCCUGUAGGUCGGAGUAGACAUAGUUUCUAAUCCAGCUUCCGCGAAAUUUUCGAUCGCGUCUGGAACUAGAUGGCCUAGGUAUUUCUGAACAUGGGGAAGAUGGGGAAGAAGGUCUAGAUAUUCUAGAACACGAAGCCACCUUCGAUUUUGGGCGUGAGACCUUCGUUUCGGAACUGGACGUCACACGGUUGGUGAAUAUUAAGGCUAGUCUUCUUGUUCUUGUUUUAACUCUGUUGAGUGGAGUCACCCUUUUCACUAUCGCCACAUGUGGACUGCUACGCUGGGCGAGAAGGUUCUCUUCUUUGAUAUUGAUUUCUUAAAAAAGGGGUCGGGAACGAAAGAAUCCAAGGCGAAACGAAGGGGCAUUCACUCAAGAGUCACGGAUUUAGUGAAAAACUAGCGCUAAGAAUAUGGGUCCGCAGCUGAAGGAAGACAGCA
Messenger RNA from Amoebophrya sp. A25, 1776 nucleotides. The record is from the annotation of a GenBank genome assembly. NCBI's taxonomy places the organism in Eukaryota, Dinophyceae, Syndiniales, Amoebophryaceae.